GCUUUCAUCAGCAAUACACUGAACAAGCUGCUUUCCCUCUGUGCCUGACGGUGUGAGACUUGUUUCACUGUCCUCUCUUGUGUGACUGCCUUUUGCUUCCUCCUGUUUUCACUGCAGGGGGUUCAGGCUUCAGCUGUUUUCUGUCUCAGGCUGAUUUUUCUCUGGGUAGCAUUUCAACCAACUUAGAAAGAUAAGAUCCUCUCUGCGUGAAUGCCAUGGGAGUAUUCUGGUGAUCAGUCAUGUCAGGUACGCAGUGUGUAUCACAGUCCUUUAAAAAAUCUUCCCAAAUACAUUGAUGUGUGCCUUUCAAAACUACAACUUGCACAUAGUCUGUAAAGAUCUGCAACAGCUCACAGAAUCAAGCCCUAUGUUUUCAGUUCAGUGAGCACCUUGUGACUGCAUGCCUGUCUUCCUGUAGGACAGCUUUUGAGAUGAACUGGGAAACGUGGAUCUUGUUUAGUGACUGCAGAGGUUUCAGGCCAGGGCUGGUGUGUUUUCCUAAAAAUGGACACUUUCAACUGCUUUUUAACUAGAGGUGUGGGAUUUGAAGUUGAUGAAGGAAGUCUUUCUCUCACAGGUUCUUGCAGACAAGUUCCUGGCAGAAGGUUGAGGUAGUUUAGGGGGAGAAGCUGGUGUGAUUUGGAGUGAAAGAAGGGUAAAGACAUUUGCUGGAAGCUGGGAAGAGACCAUCAUAUAAGCCAGUUAGCAGAAAGGAGAGGGAGCAGAGUGAAUAAAGGAGCUGAGGUAAGGGAAGAGACUUCAGUUUGAUGAAAGCACACUGGCUUCCAAAGAAACAAAAAAGCCGUGAAUGAAUAAAAACAUGAUAGGAAGUGAGAUUUCCAUGGUGAGUGAUGUACCAACAGCGUGCUGAUGUUGUUCUAGAAGUAUGCAGUACCAAAAUGAUUGGAUAACCAGAGACUCAAAGCAGUGUCUCUUGGAAGUGCUCUAGAUGCAGAAGUUACCUGAUCCAGCACCUGCAUGGACGGAGCAGUCCAUAACCUUUCUUGUCAAUCUGCCCCAGUGGUUGGCUAUUCUAGUUGAGCAAAGAAACUGAAAGUAGUGAUGUUGUGUCAGCAAUACAACAGAUUCUCUGAGGUAUCCCAAUCCAUUUCUCUACAGUGUUACCCAGCUUUUCAUUUCUCUUUAUUCCCUCCCCAUGCUCUCCUCAGGCCUCUUAGUGCUGUCCACUUAGCUUGUCUUCCCUGCUAGGGAGUGAGAAGGGACCUCUAGAGAGAGCAGUGUGUCCUUUAGCUUGAGUAUAUUCCUCCCUGCACAGAUUUUGGGUUAUUUUGGUGACAAGGGUGGGACGAAGAAAAGUGUGCUGGAAAUUUGGCACUGUGACAGGGCCACCUGAAGAAGAAAACUGGUACUUUGAGGAGAAGGGGUGGAGUUGAGGUAAGUUAGUGGGAGAGCGGAGGGUUGGGAGGAGGAUCGAUUGCAAGGGGCAUUUUGAAAGGGGUCAGAAUUGAGGAAAAGCAGCAACAUGGUUAUCUGCAUUAAAUCUAUUUUUUUUCUUACCAAAUAGCCAUUGAGCUUUCAAGCAAUGUGUUCUGCUAAGGCUCUUGUGUGGCUUUGCUUCCUCUGUGCUUCCCAAGAUUUAAGAGAGCAGCAUGAAUUCUGGAGGGAGAUCCUGUUUCUAUUUUGAAGGCGGAUUGUAUGCUAAGGAAAAGAUGCUAUGCUAGGAGGGGGAAUUCUCAAUAGAAAAACCCAAAUGAUAGGCCUUCAAAGUCCAGUCCCUGCUAGAAUGAUUUCAGAACACCAUCACAAAGAGGCUCUGUAGCCUUUCUUCUCUAUUGUUUGAAGCAAUCCGGAUGAUUUGCAGCCUACUUCCACAAGGUGUCCUGAAAACUGAGUGAACGGGAAGCGCUGUCAAUACAGAACACUGUGUUAGCAGUUAAGAGGUGUGUGAUCCUGAACUUCUUGCUGGCACUGGAGUUGCUGAUAGACUGAAAGCCCUGCUGUUGUUAUGGGUGACCAUGAGUGAAUCGUCAGCUUCAUUUUAAUUUUGGGGACAAAAAGGCAGACAAUGUUACUAGCUCAGAUAAACCGAGACUCUCAGGGAAUGACUGAAUUUUCUGGAGGAGGAAUGGAGGCCCAGCAUGUGACUCUGUGUCUGACAGAAGCUGUAGCCGUGCAAGAUGGUGACAACUUAGAAAACAUGGAAGGUGUAAGUUUGCAAGCAGUUACCCUGGCUGAUGGCUCCACUGCAUACAUACAGCACAAUUCUAAAGAUGGUAAAUUAAUGGAUGGCCAAGUGAUUCAACUAGAAGAUGGUUCUGCAGCCUAUGUUCAACAUGUACCCAUGACUAAAAGUAGGGACAGCUUGCGUUUGGAAGAUGGACAAGCAGUUCAGCUGGAGGAUGGAACUACAGCAUUCAUUCAUCACACCUCCAAAGACAGUUAUGAUCAGAGUGCAUUACAAGCAGUCCAGCUGGAGGAUGGCACUACUGCCUACAUUCACCACGCAGUGCAGAUGCCACAGUCAGAUACCAUUUUAGCCAUUCAAGCUGAUGGCACAGUGGCUGGUCUUCACACGGGAGAUGCUGCCAUUGACCCAGAUACCAUCACUGCUUUGGAGCAAUAUGCAGCUAAGGUGUCUAUUGAUGGAAAUGACAGUGUUAGUAGCACGGGAAUGAUAGGCGAAAAUGAACAAGAAAAAAAAAUGCAGAUUGUCUUGCAGGGACAUGGAACAAGAGUGGCUGCAAAGUCUCAGCAGAGUGGAGAGAAAGCAUUUCGCUGUGAUUAUGAUGGCUGUGGAAAACUGUACACAACAGCUCACCAUCUUAAGGUACACGAAAGGUCACACACAGGAGACAGACCAUAUCAGUGUGAACAUCCUGGAUGUGGUAAAGCUUUUGCAACAGGGUAUGGAUUAAAAAGUCAUAUCCGAACACACACUGGUGAAAAGCCGUAUCGGUGCACAGAAGAAAACUGCACCAAGUCAUUCAAGACUUCAGGAGACCUACAGAAACACAUCCGAACCCACACAGGCGAAAGGCCCUUUAAGUGUCCUUUUGAAGGCUGUGGCAGGUCGUUCACAACAUCUAAUAUUAGAAAGGUUCACAUCAGGACACAUACAGGUGAAAGACCUUAUUACUGCACAGAACCAGGAUGUGGGAGAGCUUUUGCCAGUGCAACUAAUUAUAAGAAUCAUGUGAGAAUACACACAGGGGAGAAGCCCUAUGUCUGUACAGUUCCUGGUUGUGAUAAACGUUUUACAGAGUAUUCCAGUUUAUACAAACAUCAUGUUGUACAUACUCAUUCCAAACCAUACAAUUGCAAUCACUGUGGAAAGACAUACAAGCAGAUUUCUACACUUGCUAUGCACAAGCGGACAGCACAUAAUGACACAGAGCCCAUUGAAGAGGAACAAGAGGCUUUUUUUGAGCCACCUCCAGGUCAAGGGGAAGAUGUCCUGAAAGGCUCGCAAAUAGCCUAUGUGACAGGUGUAGAGGGAGAGGACGUCAUUUCUGCACAAGUUGCUACAGUUACUCAGUCAGGGUUAGGUCAACAAGUAGCGCUAAUUGCCCAGGAUGGAACCCAACACGUCAACAUAUCUCAGGCAGAUAUGCAGGCCAUUGGAAAUACAAUCACUAUGGUAACACAAGAUGGCACCACUAUCACAGUCCCUGCCCACGACGCCGUCAUCUCUUCUGCAGGAACACAUUCUGUAGCAAUGGUUACUGCAGAAGGCACCGAAGGACAGCAGGUUGCCAUCGUGGCUCAAGACUUAGCAGCGUUUCAUAGCACCUCAUCAGAAAUUGGACAUCAACAACAUGGGCACCAUUUAGUGACCACAGAAGCUCGGCCUGUUACAUUGUUGGCUACGUCCAACGGAACACAAAUUGCAGUACAGCUUGGAGAACAACAGUCUCUGGAAGAAGCCAUUAGAAUAGCCUCCAGAAUACAACAGGGUGAAACACCAGGAAUUGAUGAUUAACUUCUAAAACUGCUACCAGAACAAUAGAGUGAAAGGUAUUUUAUUUUCAAACAACAAAAGUCCAUGCCAGCAGCAAUCCACAAAAACUUUGAAGUUCCCCUCUCAUCGAUACUGUGUACACAUUUUAUGCAAGAGCAAAGAACGUUUUCUAAGCGUUGUGUACAUAACCCUGGGAAUGGACUGACAUCAUCUACUUCCAACUGUUGUAUAUUCAGGAAUAUGGAAUUAGGAUUAUCUAGUAAAUUUCCUUGUUAUCCUUUCAUCAGAUUUCAGACUGGUCUACAAGCAAGUUAAAAACAAAACAGAAGUACUGGAGUUAAUUUUUAGUGUCAUGUACAAUAACAAAGGCAUUACUGAAUAUUUGAAGUGUUGUAAAGACUAUAACAAAAUCACAAUUUCAAGAGCCCUUACAAGUUAUAAAGAAGACAGAGCCUGUUCAGUUGUUUUCCAUAAAUGGAAAAGACGUGGAUUUUGAGCCUACUGUAAACCUUCACACUUUGAUUCGUUUCAUACAGAUUUGAAUACUCUUUAGAUUACCCACCCCAUCUCAUUCAUUGUAAAUACAGAUUGUUAAUGCUGGAAGUGCUAAUUGUAUUAUCUUUAAAUUGGAUUGUGUACAAAGGAGAAACUUUGGUUGUUCAAUAUUAAAAUAAGUAAAUCUAA
Molecule: messenger RNA, 4603 nt
Organism: Centrocercus urophasianus (Greater sage-grouse)
Lineage: Eukaryota; Metazoa; Chordata; Aves; Galliformes; Phasianidae
Gene: ZNF143
Product: zinc finger protein 143
Exons: 17
Coding region: 2027-3940 (637 amino acids)
Biological process (GO): regulation of transcription by RNA polymerase II; central nervous system development
Cellular component (GO): PcG protein complex; transcription regulator complex; nucleus
Molecular function (GO): DNA-binding transcription factor activity, RNA polymerase II-specific; RNA polymerase II cis-regulatory region sequence-specific DNA binding
Source: RefSeq, a predicted model, not a curated record